Molecule: messenger RNA, 188 nt
Organism: Gongylonema pulchrum
Lineage: Eukaryota; Metazoa; Nematoda; Chromadorea; Rhabditida; Gongylonematidae
Source: the annotation of a GenBank genome assembly
GUACAGUACGAGAUAAUUGCGACAACAAGCAAGUAGUUUGUUUAGAAUAUGAAUCUUAUGAUGAAAUGGCAUAUAAAGAAUUGGAUAGGCUAUGCACUGAAUUGCGCAAGUAUUAUCCGGAAAUUGAUCGAAUCGCGAUUUUUCAUAGAGUUGGGUACGCCAUUUUUGCUACUACACUUUGAUUAGGC